Messenger RNA from Rhodotorula toruloides NP11, 417 nucleotides. RefSeq names its product mitochondrial hypoxia induced protein domain protein. Gene Ontology annotation, cellular component: mitochondrion. Bases 1 to 417 code for a protein of 138 amino acids. The record is from RefSeq and is a predicted model, not a curated record. Gene Ontology annotation, biological process: mitochondrial respirasome assembly. Lineage: Eukaryota; Fungi; Basidiomycota; Microbotryomycetes; Sporidiobolales; Sporidiobolaceae. The transcript has 3 exons.
AUGCCCGCCGCAUACACCCCCGACCCCGUCGUGAACCCCGAAGACCUCGCAGCAGCCGCUCCCGUACCCAGCAAGUCGCGCGAGAACCCGGGAACGUGGGUAAAGUUCUCAAAGAAGUUCAAGGAGGAACCGCUCGUCCCGAUCGGCUGCAUCGCGACCGUUGCCGCCCUCCUCGCCGCCAGUUCCGCCCUGCAAAAGGGCAACCGAACACGAUUCAACCAGUUCCUGCGGUACCGAGUCGCCGCACAAGGAUUCACCGUCAUCGCCGCCCUCGGCGGCUCGCUGUAUUACCAGAGUCAGAGGAAGGCAGAACGCAAGGCUGAGGCGCUAGCGAGGCAGCAGGAGAUGGAGGCGUUGGGAGCAGGGGCCCAGGCGGCGACACCUCCAGCAACGGCGGCUGCAGGACCUCAAGUCUGA